Diachasma alloeum is the source of this 789-nucleotide messenger RNA. RefSeq names its product PITH domain-containing protein CG6153. The record is from RefSeq and is a predicted model, not a curated record. Gene Ontology annotation, cellular component: nucleus. Lineage: Eukaryota; Metazoa; Arthropoda; Insecta; Hymenoptera; Braconidae. The coding region runs from base 130 to 738 and encodes 202 amino acids. The transcript is spliced from 6 exons.
UCUCGUAACACUGUCAAAAGCGUAAAAAAAAACGUUCUGCGGCCAGAAACUUCGUCAUAAGCGUGGAAUUGUCCACAAAUAAUUGAUAGUAACUGCCCCUGGAGUCCAGUCAGACCCUCAGAAGAAGAGAUGGAGCAUCAGUGCAACUGUGGAAGCUCUCAUUCUACAGCAGAACUAGGGGUUCAGUACAAUUUGUUCGAGAAAAUUGAUACGACUGGGGCUGAGUGCCUCAACGAGUCUGAGGAUGGAGCUGGGAUCAAAGUCUUCAAGCCUUGGGAGGAGCGUCUGAACCACGACAAGUUCGUGGAGAGUGACGUCGAUGAUGAACUCCUUUUCAAUAUUCCAUUCACAGGAAAUGUGAAAUUGAAAGGGAUAAUAAUAAUCGGUGGUCCUGAGGGCUCUCACCCGGCAAAAGUCAAAUUGUUCAAAAAUAAAGAGCAUAUGACCUUCGACGACGUAGGCAUCACUCCAGAUCAGGAGUUUGAACUCGUAAAGGACGAUCACGGAGUGCACGAGUACCCAAUCAAGGUCGUCAAGUUCUCGUCAGUCCACCAUCUGAGUCUGCAUUUCGUUGGAAAUUCAGGAGCUGAGACCACUAGGAUCGAUUACAUUGGGCUCAAGGGUGAGUGGACACCUGGACACAGGCAUGGGGUCACCAUCUGCAACUACGAGGCCUUCCCCAUGGGCUCUGACAAUGCUCUCAAGGACCUUAACAAUUUCAGUCGAGAGGUUCAAUGAUUGGGGAGAAUUGUGAAGAGAAGGAGAUGUCAAUAAACUGAUUUUUUACGU